Messenger RNA from Dendrobium catenatum, 2343 nucleotides. RefSeq names its product TORTIFOLIA1-like protein 3. The coding region runs from base 279 to 2144 and encodes 621 amino acids. Gene Ontology annotation, molecular function: microtubule binding. The record is from RefSeq and is a predicted model, not a curated record. Lineage: Eukaryota; Viridiplantae; Streptophyta; Magnoliopsida; Asparagales; Orchidaceae. The transcript is spliced from 4 exons. Gene Ontology annotation, cellular component: microtubule.
UAUUAUAAAUUACCUUGCAAUUCUUCUCAGUUUCCUAAUUUUUUCCUUCUAUUCAUACUCUGUAUUCUAAUUAAGGAAAUGCCUCCCCCCUUCCUUCAACUUGUAAUCGGCUUCACUACCGUAACCAACAAUCUGGUUAAAUAACACCGCUCUGCCUUCUUCUCACAUUGAGUCAAGCCCCGAGAUUUCCGCGUCUUCUUCGUCCUUAGAUCCCCUGAGAAGUUACCAUUACUAAAAAAGCCAUCUUUGCCUGAUUCCGGCUACCGUCGCCUUUGCCCAUGGCGAAGCAUCGGCCAGAGGAGAUGCGGCAACGCGUCAAUCUCUUCAUGAACAAGCUUUCAGACCGCGACACCGAAGCCAUGGCAGCCGCCGAACUCGAAUCGAUAGCACGCAGCCUCACCGCCGACGCUCUACCCCCCUUCGUCUCCGCCGUAGGCGACACUCGCCCAACAGAUAAAACUCCUCUCCGCCGCCACUCCCUUCGCCUCCUCUCACUCCUCGCUCAUUCCCUUCCUCCCGCCGCCCUCGCCCCCCACCUCCCUCGUAUCCUCUCCGCCACCCUCCGCCGCCUCCGCGACCCCGACUCCUCUGUCCGAACCGCACUUAUUGACGCCGUCCGUUCCCUCGCCGCCGCAUCGCCGCCGUCUGUUCUCGUUCCGGUUAUCCUCCGCCCACUCGCCGACGCCCUUCUUCAAGAGCAGGAUCUGAAUCCCCAAUCCGUUUCUGCGUACUCCCUCGCCGCCGCAUUGGAUGAAACCGCGGCCGCUAACGCCGACAACCUAACCGGAUUUCUCCACCGUCUUCUUCCUCGCUUGGUGAAGCUGGUCCGAAGCCCCGCGUCCAAGGCUAAGCCCGCACUUCUGACGCUGCUCGGCAGCGUGGUAGCCGCCGGCGGCAUCGACGGCGACGCCACCGCGUUACAGGCGGUCAUUCCCUGUCUCGUGGAAUUCCUCGCUUGUGAGGAUUGGUCCGCAAGGAAGGCGGCAGCAGAGGCGCUCACCCGCCUCGCCGUAGCAGAAAGGGAUCGCCUUGUGGGCUUUAAGCUCUCUUAUCUGGCUUUAUUUGAAGCCCGGCGUUAUGAUAAGGUGAAGAUUGUGAGGGAUUCGAUGAACCGGAUGAUGGGCGUAUGGAAGGAAAUCCCCGACAAAGAUCUGAAUCCAUCUGAAUUCCAGCCAAAUUCUCUCAAAGCUGAGAAUACAAGUGAAGGUGGUACAUUUUCACUUACUUCAAUAAACAUUUCAUCAUCUGUUCAGUCUUCUUCUCCUUUCCGUGCUAGGAGAAAUAGGCAACCAACUAGCAGAUCACCUCCACCUACUGAAUCUCCAAUUCCUUCUUCUGUGAAGAAGAAGCUCGUUCGUCCAAGUAUUGAUCUGAAACCGAAUUCGGUUGCAUCAAGGAGGAUCAGCCAAGCAAAGAAUUCAGAUUGGAGGAUUGAAAUUGCUGUUCCUGAUGCAGGAAUCAAUGAAAAAGGUGGGAAGAGUGGAGGAGAUCAGGCAAGAGCUGAUGAAAAUGGCAAUGGAAGAUCCAAAUUUGAAGCAAGAAGAGUCCUCUUUGAGAAGAACUGCGAGGAGAAAAAGAUGGAUGCGUUGAAAUCUGGGAUUAAAGUAGUGCCAUUACAGGAGAACGGGAGCUUGGAACUAACUGAUCAAACUUGUGAUGAGCUCAUUGUAGACCAGAAAGAUAGUGAUUUGUCUUUGAUUCGAUUGCAAUUAGUUCAGAUUGAGAAACAGCAGUCCAUUCUACUAGAACUUCUCCAGAAAUUCAUGGGUAGCUCGCAGAACGGCAUAAAUUCGCUGGAAGCAAGAGUGAACAGCCUCGAAAUGACACUCAAUGAAAUCUCGCAUGACUUGGUCGUUUCAUCUUCCAGGAACAGAGAUCCAGCAGCAAAAACAUGUUGCAGAUUACCAGGCACAGAAUUCCUGAGUUCAAAAUUCUGGAGGAGAAGUGAUAGUAGAUUUUUGCCUGAUAUAAAUGAUUCUUCUGGUAAUAGAGCUGCUCAUAAUGUUCAUCAUCAGUGGAAUAAACAAAAGCUUGGAUUCACAAAUCCCCUUGCAGAAAUCAAUCCUUGUUCAAGAGGAAUUCCAAAUAGAUUGCAGGAAAAUGCAACAGGUGAUACUGGAAGCAAGCAUCUGCAAUUUGACUAGCUAUAAAAUCAUUUUCUAUGGAAUAUUAUGCUAUGAGAUCUCGGUACAAAGAAUAUGGAGCCUUCUACAAAGAGUUAUAAAGAGAAAAUUUUAUCAAGUCUUGGUUAUUAAUUUGAAUUUAGGGGAUUAUAUUUUUGCUGUUUUUGUUUUUUGUUUUUUGUGUUGGUUUCUUCAUGAUUUGUUUACAAAUUUAUAAUCA